Messenger RNA from Rangifer tarandus platyrhynchus (Svalbard reindeer), 630 nucleotides. The record is from the annotation of a GenBank genome assembly. NCBI's taxonomy places the organism in Eukaryota, Metazoa, Chordata, Mammalia, Artiodactyla, Cervidae.
AUGAUUUAUGGGGGUGGUUCUUCGCAUUCUUUACCUUAUAGUCACGUCGGGCCGAACAUCCAGGUGGCGGGGUACAUACCUGUGGAGUUGAAACGCACCUCCAACGCACGCCGCCGGCUCACAGGAAAGGCCGGCAGGGGGCAAGUUUCCCCGCCCUCCCGGAACCGGGCCGCAGGGGGAGGGGUUCGAAGGGAACCCAGCCCGCCGGCCCGCCCCCUCCUCGGCGCAGCGGAAGCCCCGCCCCCAGCCGCGCGCUCGCGCAGGCGGCGCGUGCCCGCCCCCAGCCCUGCGCCCUCGCGCCCUCGCGCCCUCGCGCCCUCGCACCGGGGGCGGGCUCGCUGCGCGUGCCGGGAGGCCGCGGGGGCCUGGCCGGAGGAGGCGGAGGAGGUUGCAGCCGCCGGAGACCUUCUCGACGCCCCCAGAUCCGGCCGGGAAGUGAGUACGGCUAGGGUUUGCGGCGGCUGCCCCAGGCUGCGGGAAAGGAGCGCGGUGCCGGAGCCUCGCGCCCGCGAGGAGCGGGAAGGCGCCCGCGCAGCGCCCGCACCUCGGGAGCCUGCGGGUUUUGCAGGGCCGGCAGCGGCCGGAGACGGCGCACCGGGAGCCGGGGCCGCUGCACCGCCAGCCCUGUGA